AUGGCAUCUCAACUCCAGAACAGCAAGAUCUGCUUCAUCGGCGGUGGCAACAUGGCUGCUGCCAUCAUCGGUGGCCUAGCUGCAAAGGGCCUCGACAAGCAGAACAUCUGCGUCUCGGAACCCUGGGAUGUCAACCGGGAGAAGAUGGCCGCCCUCGGCGUGCGCACCACAACCUCCAAUGUCGAGGCGGGGCAGGACGCCGACGUUCUUGUCCUGGCCGUGAAGCCCCAGGUCGCAAAGGGCGUUUGCCAGGAGCUCGGCGCAUCGUGGGCGGAGCGCAAAACCCUUCCUGUGGUUGUUUCCAUCGCAGCCGGCAUCACGCUGGUCAGCCUCGUCGAGUGGUUCAAGCUCUCCGACGGGCGGACACCCCACGUUGUCCGCGUUAUGCCCAAUACCCCUGCGCUGGUUGGUGAGGGCGCGUCGGGCCUCUAUGCAGGCUCUGACGUGACUGCCGCCGAGAAGGAGCUUGUCACCUCCCUACUGAGCAGUUUCAGCAAAGCGACGGAGUGGGUGGAUAAGGAGGAGCUCCUCGAUGUCGUCACCGGCCUGUCAGGCUCUGGACCUGCCUACUUCUUUGCCAUGGUGGAACACCUGGUCUCCAGUGCUACAGCCCUGGGACUCUCGGAAGAGCAAGCUACCAGAUUGGCGAAGCAAACAUGCUUUGGCGCCGGCAAGAUGAUGGUUGAGUCCUCAGAAGACCCCGCACAGCUCCGUCGCAACGUGACCAGCCCCAACGGAACCACGCAUGCUGCGCUUCAGAGCUUUGAAGCUUCUGGCUUCAAGGACAUCGUGGACAAGGCUGUCAAGGCAGCUACCAGCCGAGGCGAGGAAUUGGGCAAGAUUCUUGGCCAGUCAUAA
This is a messenger RNA of Neoarthrinium moseri, 858 nucleotides long. RefSeq lists its product as uncharacterized. Gene Ontology annotation, biological process: L-proline biosynthetic process. The record is from RefSeq and is a predicted model, not a curated record. Lineage: Eukaryota; Fungi; Ascomycota; Sordariomycetes; Amphisphaeriales; Apiosporaceae. The transcript is spliced from 3 exons. Bases 1 to 858 code for a protein of 285 amino acids. Gene Ontology annotation, molecular function: pyrroline-5-carboxylate reductase activity.